UCACAAUCUCUUACACGUUAUUCACUGCAAUUUCAAACAAAGAAAAAAGGCGCAAUGGCUUCUGGCACACCGGCAACAACCAAAAAAGGCGGAAGAGGCAAACCUAAAACCAAAUCUGUUUCAAGAUCAAGCAAAGUCGGUCUUCAGUUCCCCGUCGGCCGUGUCGCUCGUUUCCUUAAAGCAGGUCGUUACGCUCAACGUGUUGGAUCUGGUUCACCGGUUUACCUCUCCGCUGUUCUUGAAUACCUUUGUGCUGAGGUUUUGGAACUUGCGGGUAACGUUGCGAGGGAUAACAAGAAGACACGGAUUGUAUCGAGACACAUUCAACUUGCUGUGAGGAACGAUGAGGAGUUGAGCAAGUUGAUGGGAUCUGUUACUAUUGCUAAUGGAGGUGUUUUGCCUAACAUUCAUCAGAAUUUGUUGCCGAAGAAAGUUGCUGGAAAGGGGAAGACCGAGAUUGGAUAUGUUAUAGGCUUUCGUGUGUAG
Molecule: messenger RNA, 486 nt
Organism: Lathyrus oleraceus (garden pea)
Lineage: Eukaryota; Viridiplantae; Streptophyta; Magnoliopsida; Fabales; Fabaceae
Product: probable histone H2AXb
Exons: 1
Coding region: 55-486 (143 amino acids)
Cellular component (GO): nucleosome
Molecular function (GO): DNA binding; protein heterodimerization activity; structural constituent of chromatin
Source: RefSeq, a predicted model, not a curated record